CGUUUGUAGUCAGGAAGUUGAGCCUGCGCGUCUUUCUUUCUUUUUUUCUCUCUCCCCCCCCCCUCGCGGUUUAUUUCCCUCUCACGAGACGGGGCGGUUUGGAGCCUUGGGAAAGAGGGCGCGCGCCACAGGUGAACGCGAGGGGAGGGGGGGGGAACAGAAGGCCUCCCGUCUGCGGCCGUAGCGUUUCGGGUAACAAGAUGUCAAAGAGAAAAGCAACUAAACACUUCAAAAAGAAAUUGGCAGGAUAUCAAGCCAAGGUGGACUCUCAUGGUAAAUUGUUUUCAUCUGAGGAGCCUGAUGUCUCAAGUAUUUUGAAAAUUUCUGGAACCGGGCAAACAGAAGAAACUGAUGACUUAUUUGAUCAUCCUUUACAUAGCACUGCUCUGUCUGUGUAUGAAGAGGGAGAAGAGGUUGAUAAUGGGAAUGAUCAAUAUUCAGCGAUCAUUGAGUCUACCAGCAGUUUCUCUGAUCCAGAGACCCCAAAGAAAAAUACAAAGAAAAGAAAAACUCACAUUCUGAAAAAAAUAGUGACAAGUGAAGAUUCAGAAGAGGAAUCUUCAGUAAAGGACACGAUACCCAAGAAAAAGACUCAAUCCCAUGUAAAUGAGAAUGUUUUACCAGAAAGGGAGACAAACUGUCCAGUUUCAAAAAAAAUUCCAAAGCAGCCAACAAAAGUUACCGGACGUGCUACUAAGGGAAAAGUUGUUUUGAAGGAGCUUGGAAAGGUAACAGCAGAAUACAAAGAAGAAGUGGAACACAAGUAUAAAAAUGUUAUUGAUAAAUUUCAUGCCAGGCUCAAAGAUCAAUUCACCGACAUUUCUGCAGAUACUGAGAAACUGAAAAGUACAAAAUUGAAACAAACAAAGAUGGUCAGAAAGACAAAUAAGACAAGACAACGUUUAAUAGAAAUUAAAGGAGAACUAUUUAGAAAUGAACCAGAAUUGAAGAAACUAAAGAAAGAACACAGCAAACUGAAAGAAAAAAUAUCCAGUCUCAAGAAUGCAGUUCAGUUUAUCAAAGAUUUAAAGAGUCUUCAGCAAAUGAAGGAUGAAAAGGAAAACUCACAAGAAAAACUGGGAUAUGGCAUUUCCAGCCUUCCUGCACUUCUGAUGGAGUCGCAAAGAAUUUUAGGAGCAGAAAGUCACUUACAAAAUAUCAACACAAAAUUACAGAAAAGUUUGGAACUGCAAAAAACCAACUAAGUAUUCAUAAAGUAGAAGUAAGAAAAUUGUAAAUAAUUUGAUUUUCUUUCAGUGAUCUAAACUCCAUAAAUUCCUUUUGGCAUGCUUACUGGUAUAUUUAGAUAUGACUGACUCAAAAGAAAAAGAAUAACC
Molecule: messenger RNA, 1337 nt
Organism: Notechis scutatus (mainland tiger snake)
Lineage: Eukaryota; Metazoa; Chordata; Lepidosauria; Squamata; Elapidae
Source: RefSeq, a predicted model, not a curated record